GACGCCAACCCUUCCCCGCCCCUCUCGCCCAGCAGGCCCUUUUCCCCUCGGCGGCGGCGGCUCCUUCUCCUUCCCCCGGGGCGGGCUUUCCUUCGCGGAGGCGCCGCGGAAGGAGCGCCCGGAGAGUCGGGAAGGCAGGCGAGCGAGCGCCAUGGAGCCGGGCGGGGAGCCGAGCGGGCUGGCGCUGACGCUGGCCAACGGGAGCACGAUCGUGGCGUGCCUGCUGCUGAAGGUGCCGCAGCUGGCCGCCUUGGUGGGAGCCCGGUCGGCCCGAGGCGUCAGCCUGGGCAGCCUGGUCCUGGAGCUGAGCGGCUUUUUUAUUUGCCUGCGGUACAUGAAUUACUACAAUUAUCCUCUACCAACAUACAUAGAAUAUCCCAUCAUCAUUGUGCAAGAUAUCAUUCUUUUGCUUUUUGUUCUGCAUUACAGUGGCAAAAUGAUGCAUGCUUUGCCUUACACCGCGAUAUUUGUAGCAGGAUGGUACUUGUUAUCUCUGGAGAAAUGGCUAUUGGACCUAUCUAUGAAUUUGAGCACUGUCAUUAGUGCAGCAAGCAAACUUGCUCAGCUCCAAUAUCUUUGGGAAACAAAAGAUUCUGGACAAGUGAGUGCCACAACCUGGAGUUUGGCCAUCUAUACCUGUGCAACAAGAAUAUUUACAACUUUAAUGACGACAAAUGAUGUAACAGUUUUGGUCCGCUUCAUAGUCAUGCUGAUUCUUAAUACGUGGGUGCUUGCAACUGUACUGCACUACAGGAAGACGGCGAAGAAGACUGACUAAGAUGGGGACUCCAGCUCUUUUAAAUACUGUGCACCAAAAGGAAGAAUGGGACCAAUCUAAGACUGUAACUAGGACCAAAGCACCAUUAUGGUUGUUACCAUCAAUUCACAUCAUCAGGACAUGCUGUUCAUGCAGUGGAGACCACCUGUCAAUAGGAGCUGAACAGCAAACUCCCAAGUCUUUUGCCAUGCUUGCUCCUGGGGAGCAUGUUGUUUUGAUAAAAAAAAAAAAGUUAAUGGGUGAGCUAUAUUAUUUAGCACGCCUGUAUGCAUACUUGUAACUCUACUGAAAAUGUUUUGUUCAAGUAACUGUUCUUGAUUAAAUUCUCAGCAUACCUGUUAA
Messenger RNA from Pogona vitticeps (central bearded dragon), 1120 nucleotides. RefSeq names its product solute carrier family 66 member 3 (gene SLC66A3). The record is from RefSeq and is a predicted model, not a curated record. NCBI's taxonomy places the organism in Eukaryota, Metazoa, Chordata, Lepidosauria, Squamata, Agamidae.